GGAAUUAUAUGUUUCCAUGGUAACAAAACAAACCCAACAAAUAAAUUGUCAAAACUAACAGACAUUUUUGAACCCAAAAAUGGAUUGCCGCCGAGAAUGGGUAAAAAAUAAAGUUUCCUGCUACUUAGGUUUGGAAAAUACACCAGAAAAUGAUUACUUUGAAGAUAUGAUUCAAUCGGAAGACGGCGAAUUAGAUGAUCUACUUAGUACUUAUCUUGAGGAUGAUAUUAACGAUUUGGAAAGCGCUAAACGAUUAUUUUGUGUUUAUCGUACAUCUUAUGAAAAACUUGUCGAUAAAGAAAUUUUAGUACCAGUAGUUGUUAAGCAGCCUUCUUUUCACGCUCCAAUCCCCGAACCAGUAGAAGAAAAACCGCCACCGAAAGGCAAAAAGAAUAAAAAGGGAAAAAAGGUUCAGGAAUCUGCACCUUCCGAAGGAUUUUUGGAAGGUGAAGAAGCACAGCCUACAACACCUAUAACACCUAAUGUUGAAGAAGAGGAUACAACUGCUAUGACGGAGACUGACAUGUCUGAAAAAACUGAUAAAACGGAAGUUAUAGACGAAAGUGGCGGAAAGAAAAAAGGGGGGAAGAAAGGAAAAGAUAAGGAUAAAGGGGGAAAAGGGAAGAAAGGAAAAAAGAAAGAACCGGAACCAGAGGAGGAACCACCGGUUGAAGAAGAAGAGGAAAUUAUUUAUGUUCCAACAAUAAUCCAAGAACUUGUAAAAGUUUAUGUACUUCACGGAUUUUUUGGAUUACUAGAAGAUAAUCCAGCCUCAAAAGACAGAAGAUACGUGUGUUUUUUAAGAAAAUCCGAUGAUGGUAUUCCCAAUUACGAAACGAUGGAGGAUGCGGAUGCGGAAAUGCCUCAAUAUUUUUUCAUUACAACAUGCACUGAUAAAUUUCUUCCCGAACUACUAUCAAAAUGUGUCCUGGCAAAUGUACCAUUAGUAGACAAACAAUUUCGCGAACCAGUACAAAAAAAAGCAGUUCAAGAUGAUGCCGACACCAUUACUACAAAUUCUAGUGGCGAUUUCAAACGACCAUCAGAUUAUAGGAAGAUGUCGUUGAUGGCUGAAAAAAGUAAAGGUUCCAAACUUGUUAUAUCUGACGCAGAUAUGGAUGAUGCAGGUGCUGUUGUUGGCGUUGAAAAAACAGCUAUGAAAACUGAAUUAUUGAAUGAUUUGCAACAAUUGGUGGAUUCAAUUUCAUGGACUAUAGGACACGUUGAAGAUGAUUCUCAACAACUACUUUUUGAAUGUGCUGAUAUCUCCGAUAAAACGGAUGAAGACAUUAUAAAAGACAAGGGUAUAAUUGAAAAUCUUGAGGAGGUUGUCAUGUCUUGGGAAAGGCAUAUUUCUAAAACUAUUGAAUCGUAUAUGGCUAAAACUCCAGUUGGAAAUGGACCUAUCCCUGAGUAUGAUUAUUGGAGAGAACGUGAAUCUGGAUUAAGCACUAUAACUGAGCAACUUAAAAAACCUCGAUCAGUAAGAAUUUGUAGGCUUUUAGAAAUGGCAAAUUCAAAUAUUAUUAGCGGGUUUGAUUAUUACAAAGAUGAUUUAAAAAAAGUUUAUAGUCAAGCAAGAGAUAAUGUGAAAUUCUUAUCUACAGUUUUAAGAUAUUUUAAGAUUGUUGCAUAUUGCACUGAUUUUAUUAAAGUUACGGAAAGUAUUCCCUUAUUAAUGGAAGGGCUUCAAAUGAUUUGGGUUUUAUCGAGAUUUUAUUGUACUGACGAACAAAUGGUCCCAUUGUUAGAACGUAUAGCUUGGAGUUUAUGCGAUAAAGCGAGAACCACAUUAGAUGUAACAAAACUUUUUAGAAAACCAGUUGAACAAAUCAGUAGCGAAGCUCAGGAAGCUAGGAACAUGUUGCUAACUUUUAAAGAUGCUUAUUUGGAUAUAAGAGACAAAAUCGAACUGUCCGGAAAAUCUCAACGAUGGGAAUUUGAUAAGAAAAAGUUGUUUGGUGAAAGUGACUACAUUGCAUUAGUUUGUAAAGAUUUGGGCACCGUUGCUGAGAUAAUCGAUCAAUUUAGUAAUAUUUUCGGGGCAGAAUUAAAAAGUAUUCUAAACGAUCCUCAAAGAAUUGAUUCUGUGGUGAGGAGGGUGACUCAUUUGGUGAACGCAAUUGAAACUGCAGAUUUUGAUGUAUUCCGCGAAAGCUCCAAGGAAAAUUGGGACGCUGUUAUGGGAUAUUUUUAUAAAGAGGUUAGGAUUUUAGAAAGGGAAGCGGUUACUUUUAUAGACCAAUGUUUUAAAACAUUACGAUCUGCUGAAGGUGCCUUAGAAAUGCUGCUUAAAUUCAAACAUAUUAAAACGCGGAAGGUUAUUCUUGAUCAGCUUAUGACUAAAUUCGAAGUGGUUAUGGAUCAAUUUGGUAAAGAAAUUGGAGCUGUUGAAUACAUUUUUUUGUUGCACAAAAGAGAACCAAUUUUAGCUAGAAAUCAUCCUCCACAUGGCGGGGGCAUAUUUUGGGCAAAACUCCUUUUUAAUUUUUUAAAAAAACCAGUGCUGAAAUUUCAACAAGUUGAUGAAUUAAAAGGAUGUGGGCUAAAAAUGGAAGCUUUUGAUAAUUAUAUUAAAGUGGCUAAAACGUUGAAGGCUUUUGAGCAAGCCAAAUUUGAACAGUGGGUCGAAGAAUCGAUUCCAAUCAUUGAUACAACGAUGCAUCUCGAUGUUUUGAAAGUGACCAGUAGUUUAGUUAGCGAUUCAGAUCGCACACCGCAGCCUCCUCAAGCUAUAAAUCCGACGGAUUCUUUAUCGCCGGAUCCCCAAAUAGAGGUUCACGAGACUAAUAAAGGAGGAAUAAGAUUAUCUGCCGUUGGAAAUACCAUGAAGUGGAUGGUUGGUAGUAAACCAGCGACUACUUUAAUGGACAAACUUGCUUCCAAACAAAACAGUACAUGGUAUGAUAUUAUGGGGCCACAUAUGAUGUCUGAAUUAAACGUUCAAUUUAAUUUAAAUUUUAAUACAAGUAUUUAUCAUUGUAUACUUGGUGCAGAACUUAUGGAAUAUCUAGGAUUUGAACUGCCUGAGCCUAUAAUUAAUGUUGCACUUCAAAGAUUUCGGCUUAAAGGUGAUGUUGAGGCCGUCGAAAAUAUGCUGGAUAAAUACAACGGAAUUGUACAACACUUAAAUCUUCCUCAGUUACAUUUCUUGAGAGAUUUAAUUCAGGAUAUCGAAACAAGUGUUCAACCUGGUUUAUCAAGAAUCAAUUGGAACUCUUUGGGAAUCAAAGAAUACACGGCAGAGUGUCAUAAAAAGAUACGACUUUUAUGGGGUUUGGUUAAUCAAAUUGAACACAACGAAAGAUAUUUACAAGAUAAGAUCGAUAUUUUACAGAAUUUUAAUUUGUUUUGGUAUAAACCUGUUGAAGAUGAUCCAGUAAGAUUAGAUAUAAAAGUAUUUUUUAACACUUUGGACAAAUAUCGCACAGAAAAAGUUUGCCAAAUGUCAAAAGUUUACGAUACACUUGGACCAAUUUUAAUGAAAUUAGAGUCAUUGGUUUUAAAUAGUUGCACUGGGGCAUCGCCUUAUAUGAGGUUGUAUUACAGCGAUUGGGAGAAUAAAAUAUAUAAAGCGUUCAUCAAAAUGACCAUCAACAAUUUGGAACUCUUUAACGCAGAGUUUUACAACAAAAAGUUGAUGUUUCAAGUGGACGCUGUUGUUUCUGCUACAGAAAUUUACCUAAAACCGACCCCUCAAGAAAUUUACAACAUGAUUUUAAGAAGCAUUAAAGAUUUUUUAAAUAAACUGCGUGUAUUUCCUCGAUGGAUGGACAACAUGUGUCUUAAAUGUACCCCGGAACGAAUUGGGGACAGCGAAGAUUACUUUGUACAUUCUUUCUACGAAGAUGUCAUCGUGGUACCGGAUAUCAACGAUUCAUUAUUUAAACUGCAAGGAAACUGUAUGAAAAGUAUCGUUGACGUACAACGUUAUCUUAUACAUUGGAGAAAGUAUCGUUAUUUAUGGUUUUUUGAGAAAGAAAAGACCUGCGAUGAUUUUAUCGCGAAAACUGCAAAUCUUUCUUCGUAUGACGAUAAAUUUAUUUUUUAUACAAACAUUAUAAACGAUAUGAACGCUAAACAAACGUACCAAGACAUUGGAUCGAUAAGACUUAACUUAAAACCUUUAAUCGAUACGAUUUGUUUUCAUUGCGAUGAAUGGAAAACAAUUUUAGGUGGGAAAUUUGCCGCGCUAACCAAAAGAAAAAUGUACGAUUUUCGAGAUCACGUCCUCGAAUUGAGGAAUAUUAUUAAUAUGAAUAUAAGAGGCCUUGAAAAAUUUAAAGCCAUAAUGCUGGCAAUAUCACACGCAAUGCACGAAACCAUUGACGCAGAAGUAAAAUACUUAACUUUUCAAGAAACCUAUAAAGUUUUAGCCGUCCACAAUAUUUAUUAUGAUCCAUUAGAUGAAGAACUUGCGUAUUGGUUAGAAGAUGAGUGGAAGAAAAUUUAUAAAACAUCCCUUUUCAGAACUCAAACUUUAGAAUCAACCAAAGGUAGAUUUGCGUCAAUUACUGAAGGAGAAAUUUCGGAAUUUAGUAACAUCAUCGCCGAUUUUGUGGCUAAAUUUGAUGCCGAGGGUCCAGGAGCUGUCGAUCAAGACUUGGAUUCCGGGUUGAAACUGAUGGAUGAAUAUGCUAAAACUUUUGACGAACUCGAAGCGCAACGAUUGGAUUUGGUCAACGCGGAAAUGCUUUUUGAUAUGCCUUUGGCUGAUUACUCUGAAUUUAUAAGAGCCAAUGAUGAUUUUAAAUGUUUUGAACAAAUCUACAAAAUAUAUAAUGCUCAAAAAUGUGCUAGAGACGUUUGGGGAAGAACUCUUUGGGCUAAUUUAAAUCCCCAAGCUUUAAUAGACGGCAUUGAAGUUUUUUUAAAAGAUUUCCGAAAACUAUCCAAAGAGGUCAGGUCGUAUCCGAUUGCGCAAGUUCUUGAUUUAUUGAUGAAAAACUUUAAAGGCACAGUCCCGUUAAUGGUUGCAUUAAAAAAUGAGGCAUUAAGGGAAAGACAUUGGAAACAACUAAUGGAGAAAACUGGACAAUUUUUUGAUAUGUCUCCAGAUAGAUUUACUUUAGAUAAUAUGUUUGCAAUGGAACUCUAUAAAUAUCAGGAGAUAGCUGAAGAAAUCAUUAAUGCAGCCAUGAAAGAAUUAGGUAUUGAAAAAGGGGUUCAAGAUGUAAUAGAUACUUGGGCAGACAUGAACUUUACAGUAUUUAAACAUAUGAGAGGCACGGAAGAACGUGGUUUUACCCUAGGACCUGUGGAUGAUAUCCUACUGAUAUUAGAAGAUAAUUCAAUGAAUUUGCAAAGCAUGUCUGGCUCUCAAUAUGUGGGGCCUUUUCUUCCAAUAGUUCAGAAAUGGGAAAAGAAUUUAUCUCUUGUCAGCGAGGUGAUCGACGAAUGGUUUCUCGUACAACGAACGUGGCUUUAUCUUGAAGGAAUUUUUAUCGGCGGUGACAUUAGAACGCAACUUCCAGAUGAAGCAAAAAAAUUUGACGAUAUUGAUAAGAUGUUUAAAAAAAUUAUGUUGGAAACAGCUAAAAAACCGAACGUUAUAGACUGUUGCACAGCUGCGGGUAGAUUGGUUGAUUUUCAAACAUUAAGUUUUGGCUUAGAUCGAUGUCAAAAAUCCCUUAAUGAUUAUCUAGAUUCAAAAAGACGUCGGUUUCCAAGAUUUUACUUUAUAUCAACGGAUGAAUUGUUAUCAGUUUUAGGUAGUAGUGAUCCUGCGAUCGUUCAAGAUCAAAUGGUGAAAAUGUUUGAUAACAUAAAAUCUUUAAGAUUAGGUCCAGAUAAUCAUGACCGCAUGGUUGCCAGCGCAAUGAUAUCUUGCGAAGGAGAAGUAAUGGAAUUUAGAACAGCGGUAUUUACAGAUGGGAAAGUUGAAGAUUGGAUGACUGAAGUCUUGGGAGAGAUGCGCAAAGCUAAUCGUUUUAUAACUAAAACAGCCAUAUACGAUUAUGGGAAAACCCAACGUCCGCGAACGAAGUGGAUGAUGGAUUAUCAAGGAAUGGUCGGUCUAGUGUCAAAUCAAGUUUGGUGGACUGCAGAGGUUGAAAAUGUAUUUGUUAAAUUCAGUAAGGGUAACAAAAGGGCUAUGAAAGAAUAUUUAACUUUUUUGAAUAAACAGUUAGACGAUAUUGUAUUUACGGUACGUGCCGAUCUCAAUCGGAAUGAUAGAGCAAAAUUUAAAACUAUUGCCACAAUUGAGGUACACUCCAGAGAUAUCGUAGAAAAUUUUGUAAGGGACAGCGUAACUGACGCUCAAGAAUUCGCUUGGGAGUCUCAAUUAAGAUUUUAUUGGGUGAAUGCGUCGGAUAAUCUCGGCGUUACUCAAUGUACGGGAAGUUUUGAUUAUGGUUAUGAAUACAUGGGAUUAAACGGACGGUUAGUGAUUACUCCAUUAACAGAUCGGAUUUAUUUAACAAUCACUCAAGCUUUAUUAAUGCAUCUUGGUGGAGCACCUGCCGGACCUGCAGGAACUGGAAAAACUGAAACGACAAAAGACUUGGCUAAAGCGAUGGGAUUACUUUGUAUAGUAACCAAUUGCGGAGAAGGUAUGGACUAUAAAGCCAUAGGUACUAAUUUGGCGGGUCUAGCGCAAUGUGGAGCGUGGGGUUGUUUUGAUGAGUUCAAUCGAAUCGAUAUAUCAGUUCUUUCCGUCAUUUCCACACAAUUACAAACGAUUCGAAGCGCGCUUGUUUUGAGAUUAAAACGAUUUUUCUUCGAAGGCCAAGAAAUUGAAUUGGAUUGUAAAGUGGGAAUUUUUAUCACCAUGAAUCCUGGAUACGCUGGAAGAACCGAAUUGCCAGAGUCUGUCAAGGCCCUUUUUAGACCUGUCGUGUGUAUUUUACCGGACUUAGAAUUAAUAUGUUUAAUUUCGUUAUUUUCGGAUGGAUUUCUCCAAGCGAAAGUUCUCGCUAAAAAAAUGACCGUUUUAUAUAAAUUAGCUAGAGAACAAUUAUCUAAGCAAUUUCAUUACGAUUGGGGAUUAAGAGCUUUAAAUGCGGUCCUGAGAAUGGCUGGGGUAGUAAAACGCGCUUCGCCGGAUAUUUCCGAAGCUUUAGUACUUAUGAGAGCUUUGCGUGAUAUGAAUUAUCCCAAAUUUGUUUUUGAAGAUGUUCCUUUGUUCUUGGGAUUAAUUAGGGAUUUAUUCCCGGGUAUGGAUUGUCCAAGAGUCGGAUAUCCGGAUUUCAACGCGGCUGUUGAAAUUUCUUUUAAAAAGAGGAAUCUCCAAGUCUUGGCUGAUCAAUGUGAUAAAGUUGUUCAAUUAUACGAAACUAUGAUGACUAGACAUUGCACGAUGAUUGUUGGUCCAACUGGUGGAGGAAAAACAGUUGUCAUUCAAAAUUUGGCAGAUUCACAAACACAUCUUGGGUAUCCCACGAAACUAAUAACAAUGAAUCCCAAAGCUUGUACGGUGAUUGAGCUUUAUGGGAUAUUAGAUCCUGCAACACGUGAUUGGACGGAUGGAUUGCUCUCCAAUAUUUUUAGAGAAAUAAAUAAACCGACUGAAAAAAUUGAAAGACGUUACAUUAUCUUCGAUGGAGACGUCGAUGCUUUAUGGAUUGAAAAUAUGAAUUCCGUAAUGGAUGAUAAUAAACUGUUAACGUUAGCCAAUGGAGAAAGAGUUAGAUUAAAUUAUCCCACGUGUUCUUUGCUAUUUGAAGUGGGGGAUUUGCAAUUUGCCUCCCCCGCUACCGUUUCUAGGGCGGGGAUGGUUUAUGUUGAUCCUAAAAAUCUCGGUUUUCAACCUUAUUGGGAUACUUGGUUAACAACUAGAAACUUUGAACCCGAAAAAGCAACUCUUAAAAGAGUUUAUGAGCAAUAUGUUCCAGAUGGAUUAUCUUAUGUUAUUGAGGGUCUAUUAGGACUGCAGCAAGUGACACCUUUGAAAUGUGUUAUACCUCAAACUGGUUUGAAUAUGCUCACUCAAUUAUGCAUGUUUUAUGACUCUAUUUACCCACAACCAGAAGAAGAUACUCGAACACCGGACGAUGAAGUAGAUGAAAAUUUAAUUGAAAGCAUCUUUUUGCAAUGCAUUUAUUGGUCAUUGGGAGCACCGUUAGUAGCUGCUUCCCGAGAAGACUUUGAUACAUAUAUUAAAAAGCAAUGCCCAUUUAUGGGUGAAGAGGACAAACUAGAAACUCCAGCUAAAGUUGGGAAAAUGCCGACCACAUUUCCAUCAUUAUUUGAUUAUUAUUUAGAUAUUAAUGACUACUGUUGGUACGCUUGGGAAUGGUUGGUACCACCUUACGUACACGAUAGGAACAAAAAGUUUUCUGAAAUUUUAGUUGAAACGGUGGACACAAUGAAAACCACGUUUGCCUUAAAGAAAAUGGACGAUAUAAAACGACCGCUUGUAUUAGUUGGUGAAACGGGUACAUCAAAAACAGCUGUAAUUCAAAAUUUCUUACGAAGUUUAGAUUCUGAUGUUUUUAUUAUUUUAAAUAUCAAUUUUUCUUCGAGAACAACUUCGAUGGAUGUUCAAAAUAACUUGGAAUCUUCAGUUGAGAAAAGAACAAAAAAUAUUUAUGGACCACCGAUGGGGAAAAAAUUGAUUUGCUUUAUAGAUGACCUAAAUAUGCCACAAGUUGAUGAUUACGGGACCCAGCAACCAAUAGCACUUCUAAAACUUUUAUUUGAAAAGGGUGGUUUGUACGAUAGAGGUAAAGAUUUAAAUUGGAAAAUAAUUAAAGAUAUCAGCUACUUUGCCGCUAUGGGAGUCGCUGGAGGAGGUCGUAAUGAUGUCGAUCCAAGAUUUAUGGCUAAAUUUACUGUAAUUAACAUUCCUUUUCCAAGCGAAUCAACGCUGCAACACGUUUACACCAGCAUUUUAACAGGUCACCUUUCCAUUUUUGAUCCAGACGCACAACAAGGUGCGACUUUAAUAACUAUAACUUUACACCUUUAUAACAUGAUAAUCGUCGAGUUACCCCCAACACCCAAAAAGUUCCACUACAUAUUCAACAUGCGAGAUUUAUCCCGAAUUGUUGCUGGAAUGUGUCAAUCUGUUCCAAAGUUUUAUGACACAAAACACCAAAUUGUACGUUUGUGGAGAAACGAGUUCUCAAGGGUCGUUUGCGAUCGAUUAAUUUCGGCUGAAGAUAAUGAACUGAUGAGAAACCACAUUAUUGAUGAGUUGAGCCAGGUGUAUGGAUCAACGCAAGCUCCGGCUGCAGCAGGACCUCCUCCAAAACCAGCUGGGGAUGACGAUGAUGAUGAAGAGAGUCAAGCAGCAGCACCACCCGAAGAAGCAGCUCCAGUUGAUGGUGAUGAUGAAGGCGAAGAAGUAAAAAUAGACGUUUUAGAAUAUGCAAUGCGAGAUCCAAUACUCUUUGGAGAUUACAGAAAUGCAAUAAACGAGGGUGAAGCACGAUUUUACGAAGACCUUUUAGAUUAUGAAGCUGUUAAUUCGCUGUUCCAAGAAAUUAUCGAGGAAUACAAUGAGAGAAAGGAAAAAAUUAGUUUGGUUCUUUUUAAUGAUGCUUUGGAACAUAUCACUAGGAUUCAGCGAGCUCUCAGAAUGGAAAGGGGGCAUGUCUUAAUUGUCGGUGUGGGUGGCAGUGGAAAAGCAUCAUUAACGAGGCUUGCGGCUUUCACGGCUGGUUGUGAGAUGUUCGAAAUUCAAUUAAGCCGUGGUUAUAAUGAAUCAAGUUUCAAAGAUGACUUGAAGAAACUUUUUAAUCAACUGGGAAUUGAAGGAAAACCAUCGGUUUUCUUAUACACGGCAGCUCAGGUUAUCGAAGAAGGUUUCUUAGAAUUUAUUAAUAACAUUUUAAUGAUUGGUAUGAUUCCAUCUUUGUUUACCGACGACGACAAAGAUCAAGUGAUUGGUCAAAUUAGAGGUAAAGCGAGCGCAGCAGGAUAUCCUGUCACCAAAGAUGGCGUAUGGGCGUAUUACGUGAAUACUUGCACUUAUAAUCUGCACGUGGUGUUAUCUAUGUCCCCAGCUGGUGAUAUUUUAUCAAAGCGGUGUAGAUCUUUUCCAGGUUUAGUGAACAAUACCACCAUCGACUGGCUAUUCCCGUGGCCAUUACAAGCUUUAAUUGCUGUAGCUUCGGUUUUCCUUAAAGACAAUCCUCGUAUUCCAGAAAUUUAUCGAGAUCCAGUUGUUGCCCAUGUAGUUUACGUCCAUCAAAUCAUAAUUCAAUACACCAAUGACUUCAUGACACAGUUAAGGAGAAGAAACUAUGUCACACCUAAACAUUACCUCGAUUUCAUUGAUACUUAUUUGAAAUUGAUGGAUGAAAAAACGGAAUACAUCAACGCACAGUGCGACCGUUUAAUGGGAGGUAUGACAAAAAUUGAAGAAGCCAGUGUUGAACUGGAAAAGCUCAAUGCAAAAUUGGCUGUGCAAAAAGUUAUUGUAGGAGAAGCUACUGCCGCUUGUGAGACAAUGUUAGGAGAAAUUGAGUUAGGAACAAACGAAGCCACAGAGAAAAAAAACAUCGCCUCUGAAAAAAGCGCAGAAAUUGAAGAAAAAAAGAAAGUAAUUACUGUAGAGGCAGGCGAAGCUAACGAAGCACUUCAAGCUGCCCUUCCAGCUUUAGAACAAGCUCGACUUGCUCUAAGCGAUUUAGAUAAAAGUGAUAUUACUGAAAUUCGAUCCUUUGCAACUCCCCCAGAAGCUGUUCAAGUUGUUUGUGAGUGUGUUGUUAUCAUAAAAGGACUUAAAGAAGUAAAUUGGAAGGGUGCCAAGGCUAUGAUGUCAGAUCCAGGAUUUCUAAAAUCUUUGCAAGAACUAAAUGCCGACGCAAUUACCCAGAAUCAACAAAAAGCUGUUAGAGCCCAUUUAAAAACUUCAAAAAAGUUGGAUGAUAUGCAAAAAGUCAGUAAAGCUGGAUACGGUCUCUUGAAGUUUGUGGAUGCUGUUUUAGGUUAUUGCGUUGUGUACAAAGAUAUAAAACCAAAAAAAGAGAAGGUUGAGAGUUUGCAAAGAGAAUUCGAUGCAGCAAUGAAAAUAUUAAAUAAGUUAUAUGCAGAAAUUGCCAAGCUAGAAGAUGAUUUGAAUAAACUCAAUGAAAAAUAUGAAGUUGCUAUGAAAAAGCGACAAGAAUUACAAGAAGAAACUGAUUUGAUGAUGCGACGUUUAGAAGCUGCUGAUAAGUUAAUCAGCGGGUUAAGUUCUGAGCGUGCUCGAUGGACUGAAGAUUUAAAAGAUCUCCACCUAGAGAAGGAACGUUUGAUUGGAAAUUGCUUAGUGUCUGCAGAAUUUUUAUGCUACACUGGGCCAUUCAGUUACGAAUUUCGUAAGAAAAUGAUUUACGACGAUUGGUUGAAAGAUGUUCAGGCAAAAGAAAUUCCAUUAUCGAGUAAUUAUAAAUUAGAAACUUCUCUUACUACCGAUGUCGAAAUAAGCAAAUGGUCUUCAGAGGGUUUACCACCGGAUGAAUUAUCAGUUCAAAAUGGAAUUUUAACUAUUAGAGCUUCCAGAUUUCCUAUUUGUAUAGAUCCACAACUUCAAGCACUGACAUGGAUUAAAAAGAAGGAAGAAAAGAAUGGACUUAAAUUUUUAAGCUUCAAUGAUUCAGAUUUUUUAAAAUUUCUCGAUAUGUCCAUUAAAUAUGGAAACCCGGUAAUUUUUCAAGAUGUUGACGAAUAUAUCGACCCGGUUAUCGAUAACGUAUUGGAAAGAAAAAUUAAAUACGUAAGCGGAAGAACAUUUGUUAUUUUGGGUGAUAAGGAAGUGGAUUGGGAUCCAAAUUUCAGAAUGUACCUUACAACAAAGUUACCCAAUCCUAUGUUCAAUCCAGCUGCGUAUGCUAGAGGGGUCGUUAUUAAUUAUAUGGUAACCAUGUCCGGAUUAGAAGACCAAUUGUUAAGUGUCGUGGUGAGAAAUGAAAGACCCGACUUGGAGGAACAAAGAGAAUGUUUAAUUGCUGAAACAAGCGAGAACAAAAACUUAUUACAACAACUUGAAGAUUCAUUAUUAAGAGAACUUUCAACUUCACAAGGAAACAUGUUGGAUAAUGUUGAGUUGAUAAGCACAUUGGAAAAUACCAAAGUAAAAGCUUUUGAAGUUAUUAGUAAAUUGGCUUUAGCACAAACGACAGCAGUUGAAAUUGACAAAUUACGAGAUGGAUAUAGAUCCGUUGCUAAAAGAGGGGCAAUCUUAUUUUUUGUGCUAUCAGAUAUGGCGGGAGUAAAUGCUAUGUACCAAUAUGCUUUAGCCGCUUAUUUGGGAGUGUUUGCUUAUGCCCUUAGAAAAGCGUUACCUCACACUGUUUUAGCUAAGAGGCUUCAGAAUAUAAUAGAUACUUUAACUAAAAGUGUUUAUGACUACGGAUGCACAGGUAUUUUUGAAAAGCACAAAUUACUUUUCUCUUUUCAAAUGACUACGAAGUUAGAGCAACAAACCGGGCACAUUACUCAAGCUGAAUUGGAUUUCUUUAUCAAAGGAAACGUUAUGUUAGAAAAAACAAGACUUUCUCCAGCUAGCUUUUUGUCACAAAAAGGAUGGAGUGACGUUCUCAAGUUAGCUACCGAUUUUAGUGAUACAUUCCAAAAUCUUCCUAUAGAGAUUGAAAAGAACGUUGACGAAUGGAACCAUUGGUAUGAUUUAGAUGACCCAGAAUCAGUUGAAUUUCCGUGUGGAUACUCCCGAAAAAUGAAACCGUUCCAAAUUCUUAUGAUUUUAAGAUGUUUUAGAGUUGAUCGUGUUUUUCGAGCAGUUGGCGACUACAUCAGUGUUACAAUGGGACAAGAAUUUAUCAUGCCUCCUGUGAUCAGUUUCGAAAACAUUUAUGAACAAAGUUCGCCUACUACUCCAGUGGCUUUUAUUUUAAGUCCCGGGUCUGAUCCCACAGCCGAGUUAAUGAAGCUUUGCGAUAGAUUUGGUGGUGGUGUGGAUAACUUUAAAUAUCUAUCUUUGGGGCAAGGACAAGAACCGGCUGCUAUUAGCUUAUUGGAGAAUGCGGUUUCUCGGGGUCAGUGGUUAACCCUUCAAAAUUGCCAUUUAUUAUUGAGUUUUGUAAGAACUUUGGAGAAACACUUGGAAAAGUUUACGAAACCACAUCCAGACUUCCGAUUGUGGAUGACAACGGAUCCCACACCAUCAUUUCCAAUCGGAGUUUUGCAACGGUCGUUAAAAGUUGUUACUGAACCCCCUAACGGCUUAAAACUUAAUUUGAGAAAUACCUAUUUUAAAUUAAGACCUCAAGUUUUAGAAUCCUGUCCUCAUCCGGCCUACAAAUCGUUGAUUUUCGUUUUGGCGUUUUUUCAUGCUGUUGUACAAGAAAGGCGAAAGUACGAUAAAAUUGGUUGGAAUAUCGGAUAUGAUUUUAACGAGUCUGAUUUCCAAGUCUGCGUCCUAAUUUUGGACACUUAUCUUACUAAAGCAUUCAAAGCUCACGACACCAGAAUACCCUGGAAUUCGUUGAAAUAUUUAAUUGGUGAAGUGAUGUAUGGUGGCCGAGUUAUAGACGAUUUUGAUAGAAGGAUUGUUAGAGUUUACAUGGACGAGUAUAUGGGAGAUUUUCUUUUCGAUACAUUCCAACCAUUUCACUUUUACCACGACAAAGUCGUUGAUUACGUCAUUCCAGCGGAUGGCACACAAGAAGAUUACAUUGCAGCUAUAGAUCAACUUCCUUUAACAAACAACCCUGAAGUGUUUGGGUUACAUCCCAACGCCGAAAUUGGUUACUAUACCAACGCUACUAAAGAUAUGUGGAGCCUUCUUAUGGAUUUGCAGCCACAAACUGGGGGAUCAGGUGAAGGAAUUAGCCGGGAAGAAUUCAUUGCGAACGUAGCUGAUGAUAUUUUAUCUCAUAUGCCUGACCUUUACGAAAUAUGGAAGGUGAAAAGAGCAUUUCAAUUAACGAUGACGCCAUCAAUCAUUGUGUUACUUCAAGAACUUGAAAGGUUCAAUAAAAUAAUUGCUACAAUGUCUAGGACUUUAAAGAAUCUGAAAAGAGCUUUAGCUGGCGAAAUUGGUAUGGAUGCGGUUUUGGAUAAUGUGGGGUAUUCUUUGUUUAAUGGCCAAUUACCGAAUUGUUGGAGAAAACUAGCUCCAGCAACGUGUAAGAAUUUAGGUGGAUGGAUGAUACAUUUUUUGAAAAGGCAUGACCAGUAUUUUAAUUGGACUGUUCAAGGCGAUCCGAUGGUUCUUUGGAUAUCAGGAUUGCAUAUUCCGGAAACUUACUUAGCCGCAUUGGUGCAAAUUGCGUGUAGAAAAAAUAAUUGGCCUUUAGAUCGUUCAACAUUGUAUACAAAAGUAACAAAAUUCGUCGAUCCUUUGGAUGUUGAAGAAAGACCAGAAGUGGGACAAUGUUUAGUUGAUGGUCUUUAUUUGGAAGGAGCUAGAUGGGACGUAGAAGCAGAUUGCUUACAAAGAUCUUAUCCUAAAAUUUUAGUCGAAAACCUCCCCGUUUUAAGCGUUAUUCCGAUCGAAUCUUUUAGAUUGAAACUACAAAAUACUUUGAGAACACCUGUGUAUACGACAUCUCAAAGAAGAAAUGCUAUGGGAGUUGGUUUGGUUUUUGAAGCUGAUUUAGGCACAACCGAACAUUUAAGCCAUUGGGUUUUACAAGGUGUUUGUUUAAUUUUAAACAAAGAUGAUUAGUUGUAAUUUUAGUUGAAUCUAAUAAAAUAUUUUUUAU
This is a messenger RNA of Onthophagus taurus, 14597 nucleotides long. It is a transcript of the gene Dhc98D, whose product is annotated as Dynein heavy chain at 89D. Gene Ontology annotation, molecular function: ATP binding; dynein light intermediate chain binding; dynein intermediate chain binding. Lineage: Eukaryota; Metazoa; Arthropoda; Insecta; Coleoptera; Scarabaeidae. The record is from RefSeq and is a predicted model, not a curated record. Gene Ontology annotation, biological process: microtubule-based movement. Gene Ontology annotation, cellular component: dynein complex.